Messenger RNA from Oreochromis aureus, 2592 nucleotides. Its product is annotated as E3 ubiquitin-protein ligase RNF128-like. Lineage: Eukaryota; Metazoa; Chordata; Actinopteri; Cichliformes; Cichlidae. The record is from RefSeq and is a predicted model, not a curated record. Gene Ontology annotation, cellular component: cytoplasm; nucleoplasm. The transcript has a single exon. Bases 79 to 1161 code for a protein of 360 amino acids.
GGACUUUUUCUUUUAAAAAAAGAAGUUUUGAAGAGGCUAAAUAAGCCUGACUUCCUCUUGUUCAAGAACAGUGUUACCAUGGGUGAGAAGACACAACCACGUCUGCUGCUUUUGCUGUUUUUGUCAGGGCUUGUUCACUGUUCAGCUACCUUUGUAUUUUGGACCGCCAACGUGGAAAUAAGCUUUGUGAACAGCUACAAUGAGACUGAGGAGAAAUACUGUGAGUGUGGGUUGUAUGGCCGUAACUCUCCCGUGACAAGCGCUUCGGGCAUCGUUACACUUCCCGUGGGAGACCCCAAAGGCUGUGGCCCAGAUCCUGUGUACGGCCGCAACACAACCUCACCACCGUGGAUAGCCCUGGUGAAGAGGGGCAACUGCACCUUUGGUGAGAAGAUCAAUGCUGCCAAACGCCUCGGAGCAGCUGCUGUUGUUGUGUAUAAUGUGGACGGCAGUGGAAACAGCACUACACACAUGGCACACUCAGAUGCAGGCGGUAUCGUGACGAUCAUGAUUGGUAACACUCAGGGCAUGGAGAUUGUCAGGCUGGUGAAAAACGGGAUUGAUGUUCAAAUGAUAAUUAGUGAAGGCAUGGCUCACGGGCCCUGGAUGGACACCUACUGGCUUUACUUUCUGUCCAUUGCCUUUUUCAUUGUGACCGCAGCCUCCAUCGCCUACUUUGUGUUCAUCUCCGCAAACCGUCUCUACAACAUGAGCAGGAGCAAGCGCAAUGAGAAUAGACUGAAAUCCGAGGCCAAGAAGGCAAUUAAGCGUUUGCAGGUACGCACGCUCAACAGAGGGGACGAGGAAACCAGUUCGGACUCCUCGAUGUGUGCCGUUUGUAUCGAAUCCUACAAGGUAGGCGAUGUGGUGACCGUGCUGACGUGUGAUCACAUCUUCCACAAAACCUGCAUCGAGCCCUGGCUGCUGGAGAGGCGAACCUGCCCUAUGUGUAAGUGCGACAUCUUGAAGGCCCUGGGCGUUGAGGACGACAGAAAAGAGAGCUUCUCUGCUGAGUCACCGCCAGAUGUCACUGUGAUCACAGUGACAGGAGACACCCUGUAUGAAGUCCCACUCACUGACCCAGGGAGCCUCGACCCGGAGAGACAGCAUCGCUAUGACAACAGGGCCUUCGAGGAAGACUCAGAGGCUGCAAGGGGAUGAGCAACAACAGUGGAAACAAAACAAAGCACAAAUCAGGACUCAGUCAAAUUCCCUGUUUGAAAGACAUAUUUUUCUGGCACACAGUGAUCCAGUGGAAUCAAAGUUUAAUCUAUCAACAGAGGAGACAAUGUUCAUCUUGCAAUGUGGACAUGAAAAAAUGAUUUUAAAAAGAACCCAAGGAUUUAAAAUGUCAACGGAUGUGUGUCAUUAACUUAAAUGUCAGUGCUUCUUCUUUGUUUUCUGUUCUGGUGUAAGUCUGUAAACAGUGGGUGUGUUCAUGAAUCCGCAGCUCAUUAGAAUAGAAUUGAGCAGUCAUGGAGCGACACCAUUGUCAGGUUGCUGUUUUGCAUAAGCAACAAAGCAGUCGAUGUUGGUUAGGAAGGAAAGUAAAUAUCAGAAAGUGGGGCCAUAUUUCUUCCAAUAAAAGGCUCAAUAUUGGACUGCUCGCAGUAAUAUACAACAAACGUUUCCUUUUCCUUUAAACUGCAAUACAAAUAUUUCUCAUAAUCCACUUUGUCCUAAUGACUGUACGUUCUUUUUCUGAGUGUUUUUUUUUUCCAUUUGCAUCUGGGUUGUCAUUCUGGAUUUGCAAACACACCCUCAUGAACACACCUUUGUCUGGAAACACUGCAUGGCAUGCAUUUCUCUGGCAUGAGUAAAUAAAACACCUGAGGGCCAGAGGCUCAUAGCAUGACAAUGUGCUGAAAUAAGAAUUUUCAUGUUCGGUCAGAUCACAACCCGAAGUGAAAUGUAAUGCAGUCAUGUUGCAAUAGACAUAUCUAUCUAUCUAUCUAUCUAUCUAUCUAUCUAUCUAUCUAUCUAUCUAUCUAUCUAUCUAUCUAUCUAUCUAUCUAUCUAUCUAUCUAUCUAUGUAUAAAACAGCCAUUGGCAUUGUAGAUAAUUUUCUUCCAAAGAUGUUUUCUUGGCUGCUGGAUGGGGGAAUUACUGUGUAAUUAUCGUGGAAUUAUUGUGUGUGUUAUCUUUUUAAGUAAUACACUGAGAUUGGCUUAUCACUCAAUCAACUUUACCUGUUAAUAUAAAGGUAACACACUAUGGAAAGUACCGCUGAUUUUCAUUUGCAGACAUAAAUUGUUAUUGAUGAACAUGUCUUCCAGGUUUCGCCUGUGCUCUACCUCUGAUCUAUCACAUGGUUAAAUAUAGGAAUGUGUUUGAGAUUCUUCCACGAUCCAAAGUGUGUCCCUCCAUAAAGGAUAAAGCUAAAGAAUUAUUUCACUUCUUUGUUUUCUGGCGGGAUGUGCCGAUCAUGGUACUAAAAAGAUUUUAUAUCGAAUCAUUUUCACGGCUGUUUUACAGAUUCCAGGAGUCUUAAAUUGCACUGUAAAAAAUGAAUAUUAGCUUCUGUAUUAAAUCACAUUGAUGCUUUUUAGAAUGAAAUAAAUCCCUCAAAAUGAGGCCAACUUAAUGAGGACA